This is a messenger RNA of Ochotona curzoniae (black-lipped pika), 2496 nucleotides long. It is a transcript of the gene SYNPR, whose product is annotated as synaptoporin. The transcript is spliced from 5 exons. Bases 279 to 1076 code for a protein of 265 amino acids. Gene Ontology annotation, cellular component: synaptic vesicle membrane; synaptic vesicle. NCBI's taxonomy places the organism in Eukaryota, Metazoa, Chordata, Mammalia, Lagomorpha, Ochotonidae. The record is from RefSeq and is a predicted model, not a curated record.
AGAGGGAAGUAUCAGGUUCCUGUACUCGGCUGUGGGCUGUCACUGUCUACUAAUAUGACCGUUUUGCCGUCUCUCUGCAAAUAAGGCAGAAGCUGCUACCUGAUUGGUAUAGCAGGCAUCUCACUUUCCCUCCGCAUUGAUUUUCUUGUUCUCCUCCUUUGCUUCACAAAAAGAGGGACAAGUGGCUGCUACAGUGGACACAGAAGCUUUAUUUUUAGUAUGAGACAACCUCUGUUUUCUUUCAGGAGAGGGAAGUUGGAUUAUCAAUUCUUUUGUAAAUGUGUAUGGUGAUAUUUGCUCCGCUUUUUGCAAUCUUUGCAUUUGCAACAUGUGGUGGCUACUCUGGAGGCCUGCGGCUGAGUGUAGACUGCGUCAACAAGACGGAGAGUAACCUGAGCAUCGACAUCGCCUUUGCCUACCCGUUCAGGCUGCACCAGGUGACGUUUGAGGUGCCUACCUGCGAGGGCAAGGCAAGGCAGAAGCUGGCGUUGAUUGGCGAUUCCUCAUCUUCGGCAGAGUUCUUCGUCACCGUGGCUGUCUUCGCCUUCCUCUACUCUCUGGCUGCCACUGUCGUGUACAUUUUCUUCCAGAACAAAUACCGAGAAAACAACCGGGGUCCAUUCAUAGACUUCAUCGUCACUGUAGUCUUCUCCUUCCUGUGGUUGGUGGGCUCAUCAGCUUGGGCGAAAGGACUAUCUGAUGUCAAAGUCGCUACAGACCCCAACGAAGUCUUAUUACUGAUGUCAGCUUGCAAACAGCCUUCCAACAAAUGCAUGGCUGUUCACAGUCCUGUCAUGUCCAGCUUAAACACUUCCGUGGUCUUUGGAUUCUUGAACUUCAUCCUCUGGGCUGGAAACAUAUGGUUUGUUUUCAAGGAGACCGGCUGGCAUUCCUCUGGGCAACGCUAUCUUUCUGACCCCAUGGAGAAACACUCCAGCAGCUACAGUCAAGGUGGUUACAACCAAGACAGCUAUGGAUCCAGUGGUGGGUAUAGCCAGCAGGCCAAUCUGGGGCCAUCCUCAGACGAGUUUGGCCAACAACCUGCUGGUCCCACUUCCUUUACUAAUCAGAUUUAACAAACAUUUGUAUUCUGGAGAUAGUGUCACCACUUUCCAUUUUAGUGGCAGAAGAUUUUUUUUAAAGAGUUCUGAUCAAUUAUUAAUGCAGAGUGUUGCAUAUAAAUCAGAGAUCUGUGGUCUUCCUCAUUAAGGCAGAAAAGCCUGGGUGGUGAUAAAUGGUAUUUAGAGGUGAGAUGACAUAAGGAAAUAUAUUAUUCAUCAUAGAGAGCUAAUUGGAGAGAAUACCUUGUUAUAUACACCGAUACUUUUAUGGUCAUUUUGUAUGUGGUAGAGAUAGUAAAAGCAUUUUGUAGCUUAAAUUCUCUAGUAUGUAAUAUGCAUAAAGCAAAUUAAAUAGCACUAAGGUUUCCUAUGCAUUUUCAUGCAAAGGAUGUUUUAAAUGAUUCCUAGAAGACAAUUUGGUGUAGUGCAAUAUGCAUGCAUUAUUUGUUAGGUUUAGGCCCUGUAUUGUGCAUCUCUAAAUAUUUGUUUCAAACAGUUACUCUAUUUUUUUUUUACUUGAUAAAUCAAUGCUAUGAUUUAAUGCAUGAAUAAGCAUUUUCUCACACAAUGAACAUUUGAAGUAUGUUUGUUAAAAUUUUCCAGUUUGCACCAUGAAUUUGUUAAAUGGAUGUUUAAGGAAAUAUAUUCCCUACUUUGUAUACUUUACAAAUUGUCUCUCUGGCUUUAUCAAGUUUUGAAUGCAUUGUAGCUAAAGUUUGGGAGAUUUUGUCCUAUUAGUAGAAAUGCAAUGAUUUAUAUAAAUAUGUAUUACUUGCCCACUAUUUAUUCUAUUUACUUAGCUAAGUGUUUACACCCUCGUAACUUUCUAUGGUGUUUUUGUGGAUUUUAUUCUGGGAACCAUAAAACUGAAGGCCCAGGAAUUGUUCAUGUUGAUGUAGUGCUAUUUCUUAGAAUGACGGAAAUACAGAUGCCAACAGCAUGGUCUUAUCAACGCUGUGAGGAAGCAUUAAUCCAGGAAGGAUAUUGUGUAAAAUCGACACUACCAGCCAAACCUUUAAAUCCUAUUUGUAAAGCUAACCUUUCUAGAUCUAAUUAUUAAAAAUUCUCAAUUUACAGCUCAACAUACUUAUCUUGAUUUGAAUAUGACCUAGGAAUUAAAGAUGGUUUCUCUAUAUCCCAAAGAGGGUUUUCAUAAAAUAUUCCUGAGAAUGUAUUCAUCAUUAAGAAAAUGCCAACCUUCACCUCUUGGUUUUAACUGAGUUGAACACCAGGGUCCAAGUAAGGAAAACCGAGCAUCUGUAUUUCCAGAAUAAAGUCAUUAUCUGUAUAUAAACUGUGUGAUCUGUGAUGUUGGAAGCAUUGUAGCACAAAACAGUCUUGUGUCUUAGAUGAUAUCUGUGAGUGAGUUUCUCGAUCCUGUGGAUAGACCUGUAUCGUGAUAUCUAUUUGACAUUAAUAAAGUGAUUGCAUACAA